Gigantopelta aegis is the source of this 3219-nucleotide messenger RNA. RefSeq lists its product as uncharacterized. The record is from RefSeq and is a predicted model, not a curated record. The transcript is spliced from 6 exons. Bases 82 to 1335 code for a protein of 417 amino acids. Lineage: Eukaryota; Metazoa; Mollusca; Gastropoda; Neomphalida; Peltospiridae.
CUUCCGGUUAAUUAGCGGUUGUGGGGUGAGAGCUUGAGGGGGAACUGUCAUUUGUGAGACAACUCUAUUUUCUAAGGAAUCAUGGCAUUGCACGUUCGCAUUUCGAAUAAUAAUUUGUUGAGAUUGCUGAAAUUACGAUUGAUGCCGUAUGCAGCGCAAGUUCACGGCGAGCACAAUCUUGACAAGAACUGUCAGCGUUUGUCAAGUGAAGAUCUGACCGAGAGUGACAUCUGCCAUGGUGGAACACAGAAUAUAUGUCACUUGCGAGACACUCACAUGUACAUGAGAAGCAUGCAUUUAAACUUCUCGGAUAAUACUGACAUUGACAAGUGUUCGGAAUACCGGUGCGUUAGACUUUCUGACUGUACUCCCACUCACAGCGGUCACUGUUGCCAUGACGCCCAUCACUGUGAUUCUCAGAUGCAGAAGAAGAAUGCUGCUGUUUGGCCCAUGUCUCUGCUUGAUGUUCAGAAACUACUUUUCUCUUCAGAGUAUCAGAAGAUGGGUACUGCAUGUGAUAUACUGGAUGACAUUUUCAAACCCAUUCAACCCACUAGUGAUGAUAUUUUCUAUAACGAAGUUCUCAGGCGUGAAUCGACAAACAGCGUUACAAGACAUGACAUUCACUAUAUUGGUGACGCGUUGUUGAGAAGAAGCAAUAGUUAUUCCGUGGGACUUGCCAGCUUUGAAGAAGGUGUUGUGUUUUGUGAUGGCAGUGCUAGCAAAACCGAUGAGUCUAAGACCAAGAAAUCGGACAAAAGUCCUGGACCUUCUGAAGAACAGCUACGAGUUGUGCAUGACUAUUUUGUUAACUAUUUGCCACAGUUCUUUCGACUUAAGCUGGAUUUUCGCUCCUGUCAUAAAGACAUCAUUUUUGAGAACAAUUAUUGGGGAAAAAACAAAAUUGUCCAUGGCGUUACUGCUUAUGCCAGUGAAUUGAACAAGAUACGCUUUCUGGCUCUGUUGAAGUACACCCGUGUCAACAUGCAUAUUCUGAAGAUCACAAUACACACUGAGGACGGCACUGUCCGGGUGCGCUGGAGAAUCAGUGGCAUCCCACAGCUCCGAAGCCUUUUCAUCGGGAGAAACCUCUUUUCAAAGGGAAAGGAAAAUGACGAUGUGUGGCAUGAUGGUUUUUCUGUGUUUCAUGUUGGAAAAGAUGGUCUAAUUCACAAACACCGGGUCGAUCGUGUGAUGCCAGAUGAAGAACGUCAAGUGAGCAAAGCAACUUCCUUUGCUACAAGGCUUGCAAUCCUUUUAGGGUUGUCACCGAAACCAAGUCUGACCGACUUCUCUUCUCUCUUCAUGAGAAAGCCAGCACUGACGGUCAAGUAGAUAGAUUGGUGUUUCCAGUAGUGUUGUGUGGACUAUUUACACUUUCACGAUCAAGUCAUUAGUGUCUUCAGUACUGUCGAGUGUGUACUGUAUUAACACCUUCACAGCUAAAUACCCUACAUACAUGUUUUCAGUGCACAUGUACUGUAGAAUUUGUACUGUAUUAACACCUUCACAGCUAAGUAAUCUAGACACGUUUUCAGUGCUCGAGUAUCGUACUGUAGAAUUUGUACUGUAUUAACACCUUCACAGCUAAGUAAUCUAGACACAUGUUUUCAGUGCUCGAGUAUCGUACUGUAGAAUUUGUACUGUAUUAACACCUUCACAGCUAAGUAAUCUAGACACAUGUUUUCAGUGCUCGAGUAUCAUACUGUAGAAUUUGUACUGUAUGAACAUCUUUACAGCUAAAUAACCUAGACAAGUGGUAUACUGCAGGUAAGUAAAUAGUAUAUUCAAUACGUAAGUACAGUCAAAUGUGGGCUGUACUAACACUUUACUGCUACUUUGACCAAGGCUUUUUAGUAUUUCUGUAUAAUAGGGUGUGUUAGCAUUUUACUCAAGAUGUAGGGGUUGGUAUUAAUAUUCCACCAAUGCCCCUUUAAGGGCUGGGGUGGGUAGGGGUGGGUAUUUUUUUGUAUUGGGACACUCAAGUGUCCCAGAAAGAAAUUGUCAUGUCCCCUGCCAAAGACCCACUGAGAUGAGGGAGAGAACUAACAAAUUUAGUAGAAGUGACUUCAAACCUAAAGUUCUUGGCCUUACUCCUUAUCUGAAUUUAUCUUUGAUAGAUCUUGGAGCCCAAUUUCAAUUUCCCAAGCCAAACAUGGGGAUUCUUUUUCUUCUAAGAGAUGAUGAGGUGUAGUAAUAAAGCAGGCCUCUAAGAAUUGAAAAUUUGCAUAAACCAUUUAUGGGUUACGCCAAAACAAAUUCAAACAAUACUUGCGCGAACGAAACUAUCGCCCUCGCAAUUUUCAAAGGCCUGAUAAAGAGAAACUAAAAACCAUUUUUUCCUAUACGUUUCUUUCCCUCACAAAUUUGUUUUAUUGCAAUCUGGUUAAAUCAAUUUUAUGAACUGAAUCUAAUUUGUUCUGUAGAUUUUAUUAAAACAAAAUAGCUUUUUGCACAUUUGCCAUUCUUAAUCAAUUUUGUGAACUAUAUGUACAACAUACAGUGUAUAUUAUUAAUAAUGGGCAUGUAUUUGUGGUGCGAUAUUUUAAGUUUGCUAAAUUGAGAGAAACAAUGCUACUACAGGAUCUUCCCAUUUGGUUGAAUUCCCAUUGGUCAAGUAGUCAAGAAUUAUUAAUCACCUGCCUUUUAUUGGUAAUAUGACAGACACCUUGUAUGCAUAAUAUAAAGCAUUUAAUUAAACAUUUAAAAAAUAUAACAUUUUGAUGAAAUAAUUUCAAAUUGUUAUGACUUCAAGUUUGCUUAAAUGUUCUAAAAUAUUUUGAGAUGCCAAUUACUAGAACCUCGUUUACUACACGUUUGAAUCUUAUUUUAAGAUUCUCAUUUACUAUCUCUGUGUUGACACAUUACAUUUAACGAAGCAAAACCAUUUAGCAUUAGGUAGCUAAUGCCACGAGUAACCAUUGUUUUGUUUUUUGUUGUUUUUAGUGUUUUUGUACUAAUUUCAUGUAGAGCAAAUAGAAAUUCAACCAAAAGAGAAGGAACCAACUGUAAUAUUCUCUAACUAAAAGUGUGAUUUUUUGUAUUUUUGUUUGAAUAUAUUUUUGGAGUUCACAGGGUUAGUUAGUUAGUUUGUCCAUUUUCUGCCUGACCUUUUUUGUAAACAGACAAAAGUGCUAACAUUUAUCUAUUUAUGUCCUUGAGCUAAUAUUUUGCAUUUUAUGAAUGUGUCGUAAAAUAAAGCAAAAUCGUCAAAAAGCA